GUGUCCGAGCUUAUUGAACACAUUUUCGACCUGAUAUACACAUGAAGAGAUGUACAUUCUUACAGCGUUGAUGCUGAAUAAUCUUCUUUCAGUCGUGCAAUCAGGAUGGAUUCAUCUGUAUGUGGAGCAAGACAACAAGUGCCCUGGAGCUCAGAUAAACGACGGUCACUUGCCCGUCACGAGUUAUGAAGUGAUAGCAGUCGAUAAAGAGACCAGAGAAACGGACCACAUAUUUCAUUCCACCGAAUGCGGCGGUCACAAGCACAAUUACGGAAAAGAACCUAUGCAAUGGACUUAUGAUUUUAAUAGGAAAAGAUCUGACUACAAAACACACGACGUCGUUAUCGGAAUUACUGUGAUUCGGAAAAAAGGUCGUGCCAACGAGAAUCCUUCAGUCACUGCCUUUUCCCAAAAUGAGACUAAAUGUUUUGAUGGACUCGAGAAACCAGGAACACAUUCCGACUUUUCAUCUAUGUAUCUCGAGGCUCCUUUCCGACCUGGUCCAAUGAGAGUGGAAUUGCUGGAUGAAAAGGGAAAACGUGUGCAUACAUGGUUCGAAUACACACCACCAAGAGAGUGCUAUGCGACCGACAGCUGGAUAGCGAAUGAAGGGCACUAUCUGCUAGAUACGGAAACAAGCACUUGGUAUCCGAUCUAUUUUGACAUUGAUGAAUUUCCGUUCAUAUUCUGAAUGGUUUUAUUCAUUCAAUUUGGCCGUUUUGGGUUUUUUUCGAAAUGCAUUGUUUCGAAUUGUUUGUUGUUGUUUGUUAUAAAUUUUUGUGAGAUGAAGACUCA
Molecule: messenger RNA, 795 nt
Organism: Cylicocyclus nassatus
Lineage: Eukaryota; Metazoa; Nematoda; Chromadorea; Rhabditida; Strongylidae
Source: the annotation of a GenBank genome assembly